Molecule: messenger RNA, 213 nt
Organism: Racocetra persica
Lineage: Eukaryota; Fungi; Glomeromycota; Glomeromycetes; Diversisporales; Gigasporaceae
Source: the annotation of a GenBank genome assembly
AUGUUGUUAAAAUCUGCAUUAGAAGGUCAUUUACAAUGCAUAAUUGCAAUUGGAAAAACUGGCAACGAAAAAGCUUCACAGGAACUAUUUUUAGUGUACAAAUUUAUAAUCUUGGAAAUGAAAUUUUUACGUCAAUAUCCAGGAUUCGACGAUUCUAACGAAAAUAGUUAUGAUGAAACUGCACGUUUAAUUUUUCGUGCUCUUUUAGAUAAA